This is a messenger RNA of Guillardia theta CCMP2712, 2484 nucleotides long. RefSeq lists its product as hypothetical. The transcript has 16 exons. The record is from RefSeq and is a predicted model, not a curated record. Bases 1 to 2484 code for a protein of 827 amino acids. Gene Ontology annotation, molecular function: protein binding. Lineage: Eukaryota; Cryptophyceae; Pyrenomonadales; Geminigeraceae.
AUGAGAUCGCUCACGCUCCCUUGCCUCCUGGUCGCACUCAUUCUCGUGCUCCCUGUUGGAGCUCGGUGCUGCUCCUACAUAUCACGCAUUCGAGUGGCAGAACUGCGCGGGGGUCAGGAAGUGAGUGGCGAGAAGAGGAGGCAGGUAGAGAGUAGACCCGUCAAGGACAGGAAGAGCCAUGCUUCCGUCAAGAAACCUCUCAAGAACCUUCGAUUGCAAGCUCUGUUUCACGCCGCACGCAAUGGCAACGCAACAGCGCAGUAUGAGCUGGGGAUGCUUCAGAUCCAGUGGCUGGAGAGGACCAGGCCUGAGAGUCGCUCCAUCGUCUGUGCGAGAGCCGUCAAGUGGGUUCAACGAGCAGCGGAGGGAGGCUGCAUGGCGGCAGAGGAGACCUUGGCUUUGUGGACACUAGAAGGAAGCCAUGGAGUGCCGAAGAAUCAACGGAAAGGAUUUGAGCAUAUGCUCGCGUUGGCUCACAGGGGUUCCUUUCUCUGCAUGCGGAGGGCUGGGUACUGCCUGGACGAGGGCGUCGGCGUCGAUCGAAACCGAACGGAGGGCAUCCGGUGGUACCGACGAUCUGCCGAAGAGGGAGACGACCCCGCCGCCAUGUACAACCUCGGCGUCUGCUACUACUAUGGGCAUGGAGUCCCCAAGAACGCGUGCGAAUGGCUGAGAAAGGCAGCGCUGUGGGGCAGAGACGAGUGGGUGCAGGUGAAGGAGGGAGCGGGAGAGCUGAGAGAGAAGAAACUGAGAGUGAAGGAAGAAACUGAGAGAGAAGGAAGAAAGAAAGCGAUAGGGAGAAUUGAGACAGCAAAAGACCAGCUGGUGCACGAUAGCAACAAUGACGAGGGCAAGGAGAAGGUGAACGAAUACGCGAGUCAAUUGAAGUCUCUUGGGUACGCGAAGGCUCAGUUCAUGCUCGGCAUAUGCUACCUGAAUGGAGAAGGAGUUGAAGUGGACCACGAGACGGGAAUUGAGCUGCUUUCAUAUGCGGGCGAGCAGAACCACACGGACUCGCUGCAUCUGCUAGGAACGUGCUUCUAUGAGGGCCUCGCUCUCGACGAACCCGACUACCUUCAAGCCUUCACGUGCUGGAGCAAGGCCGCGAGCCUCGGCUGCCUCAAGUCCAAGCACAGGAUAGCUAUGUGCUACAGCGAAGGCAAAGGAGUCAAGCAAAACGAAAGGAAAUGUGCAGCUCUGCUACUAGAGAACGCAGGGUGCGGUUGGAAUGAGUCGCUCAAGGUGAAGGCAGGAGGAGGAGGCUUGUGCUACAUCGAAGCCAAGGGUGUGAAGAGAGAUGAAGAGAAAGGGCUAGACCUCUACAUGCAAGCGACUGGAGUGAGCAUGGCGCAGGUUUUGGACCUAGCAGAGAGUGACGGCGGUGACGUCGAGUGUGUGCAGGCUCAGUAUGAGAUUGGACGGAGGUUCCUCAAGGCAGAAGGAUGGCUCAAGACGCCAAACGAAGAGCGAGCUGUGUCAUGGCUGGCACGAGCAGCAGACGAGCAGCACCUGGAGGCCAUGGUUCUUCUUGCUCCUCUCCUCAUGGACGGUAGCAAGGGAGGUGCAGCGUUAGGCUUGAGGAACGUGUCUCGAGGAGUGAGCUUGAUAGCUCAUGCUGCUGAGAGCGGGCAUGCAGGGGCUCAGCUGGCCUUGGGAGACUAUUACCACAAGGGCUUCCAUCGCUUCCACAAGGAUCUCAACCUGCUAAAGUCCAGCUGGCAGGCGACCACGUGGUGGUCGAGGGCAGCGAGUCAAGGGAACGAGGAGGCGAAAGUUGGUCUCGUUGCUGACAGUGCGGGAGCUGACGGGACGCAGACGAGGCUGGGGAAGCUCUAUGCCCGCAAAGGCAACGUCGUGUUUGCUCGACGGCUACUUGGCAGCCAAGACAUGCGAGAAAAGGGGGAGGCGGUGCUGCUGCUACAACGGGCAGCUCUGACAGGAGAAGCUGAAGCGAUGUACGAGUACGGUCGCCUCCACCUCGAUGGGAACCUGGUGAGGCCACAACAGAUGCAUGUUUGCCUAUCGUUAACCAUGAGGAAGAUGCAUAGGAGCGCGGAGACAGCAUACCGAUGGUUGCGGGGAGCCGCUAAGAAAGGGAACACAGAUGCGAUGUUUGCAGUUUCUCGCAUGCUGAUGGAGGGGGAGGGGGUGGAGAAGCGAGAGAGGAGAGGACGUCAGUGGCUCACAAUGGCUGCUAAACGCGGCCAUGCCCGCGCCAUGUUCAACCUCCACCUCCUCCUGCGUGGUGAUGGCAGAGGCGACCCACAAGAACUUCGAGAGGCGAACGUCUGGCUCGAGCGAGCAGCGAGUGCUGGGCAUCCCAAGGCACAGCUCUCUCUUGCUGUCAACUGGAUGCAACAGGAGAACAACAGCACGGGGGGAACGCAAAGCGAGAGGAUGCAGGACGCCAUCAAGCUCCUUCAGAGCGCAGCAGCAAGCGGAUAUCAGCCUGCUCGAGCUCUUCUCAUGCGAGCAAGACAUUAA